Molecule: messenger RNA, 6146 nt
Organism: Passer montanus (Eurasian tree sparrow)
Lineage: Eukaryota; Metazoa; Chordata; Aves; Passeriformes; Passeridae
Gene: ABL1
Product: ABL proto-oncogene 1, non-receptor tyrosine kinase
Exons: 12
Coding region: 714-4214 (1166 amino acids)
Biological process (GO): regulation of apoptotic process; protein phosphorylation
Molecular function (GO): non-membrane spanning protein tyrosine kinase activity; ATP binding; protein binding
Source: RefSeq, a predicted model, not a curated record
GCCCGGCCGCCCCAGCGCUGCUCCGACGCCGCCAUGGCCCCGCCGGGCCCCCCGGCCCCGAGGUAGCGGCGGUGGAAGGAGCCGAAGCCCGGUGACCGAGGAGCCCCCGUCCCAUCCCUGCAGCCCAGGAGCGUGCCCGGAGCUGCUGCUUCGCCUGGAGAGCUGCCAUGGUUCCGGCGCACCUGAGCCUGCCGGGCUUCAGCGGUGCUCGAAGCCGAAUCUCCGUGGCUCUUUGGCCUUUGCUAACUCAAUGCUAUGCAAAAGAAAAGGAGGAAAAAAAAAAGAAACCUUGACAGUAGUUGUGGUGGGAAUGGCUGUUUCCUGCCCUGGGUGAGCCCAUGUGUGGUUUCUUGCUUGUGAGAUGAACUAAUUCUCCUUUACCCGGUGGAAGACACACUACAUAUGGCAACCUGAAACUUUGGUAAUGCGUGGCCAUUGCUGAGCGGUUGGAACUUUUACUCGUUCAUUUUGUUUGUUCGUUUUCUUUUUUUUUUUGCAUAAAGUCACCUAAGGAGCCUUCUUGCUGUCUUCAGGAGCAUUGGAGGAAUUUGUCUUAAUUCUUCACCUCAAGUGACUUUAUCCCACUGUGAGUGCAGCCAGUGCACCCACCCAAAUACCUUCUCCCUCAAAACUCCUUCCCAGCCUGGAAGAUCAGGGAUCACAGACUUCUUCGAAAACUUUUUGUCCUGGGAAAGGCUGCCCAUAGUUACUUUAUGGGGCAGCAGCCUGGAAAAGUUCUUGGGGACCAAAGGAGGCCAAGUCUGCCUGCCCUGCACUUCAUCAAAGGAGCAGGGAAGAAGGAGUCAUCGAGGCAUGCGGGCCCACACUGCAACGUCUUCGUGGAACAUGGGGUGUCUGUGAAGCAGUGCUCCAUCGCUGGCCAUGAUGACACUGCUUGGCACGAGCGGCUGCCAGAAGCCCUUCAGAGACCGGUAGUGUCAGACUUUGAGCCGCAGGGUCUGAGCGAAGCAGCUCGCUGGAACUCCAAGGAAAACCUCCUCUCCUGCCCUAGUGAAAAUGACCCCCAUCUCUUUGUUGCACUGUAUGAUUUUGUGGCGAGUGGGGACAACACUCUCAGCAUAACUAAAGGUGAAAAGCUCCGUGUGCUGGGCUACAAUCACAAUGGGGAGUGGUGCGAGGCUCAGACCAAGAACGGGCAGGGCUGGGUCCCCAGCAAUUACAUCACGCCGGUGAACAGCUUGGAGAAGCACUCGUGGUACCACGGGCCGGUGUCGCGGAACGCCGCCGAGUACCUGCUGAGCAGCGGCAUCAACGGCAGCUUCCUGGUGCGCGAGAGCGAGAGCAGCCCCGGCCAGAGAUCCAUCUCCCUGCGCUACGAGGGCAGGGUCUACCACUACAGGAUCAACACUGCCUCCGACGGCAAGCUCUAUGUGUCUUCAGAGAGCCGCUUCAACACCUUGGCAGAGCUGGUGCAUCACCACUCCACCGUGGCAGAUGGGCUCAUCACCACGCUGCACUACCCGGCGCCCAAGCGCAACAAGCCCACCAUCUACGGCGUGUCCCCCAACUACGACAAGUGGGAGAUCGAGCGCACCGACAUCACCAUGAAGCACAAGCUGGGUGGAGGCCAGUAUGGAGAGGUCUACGAAGGAGUCUGGAAGAAGUACAACCUGACAGUGGCUGUGAAAACUCUCAAGGAGGAUACCAUGGAGGUGGAAGAGUUCUUGAAAGAAGCUGCAGUAAUGAAGGAGAUCAAGCAUCCAAACUUGGUGCAAUUAUUAGGGGUGUGCACACGGGAACCUCCUUUCUACAUCAUCACAGAGUUCAUGACAUAUGGGAACCUGCUGGAUUACCUGCGGGAGUGUAACAGGCAGGAGGUGAAUGCUGUGGUGCUGCUGUACAUGGCAACUCAGAUCUCCUCAGCCAUGGAGUACCUGGAGAAGAAGAACUUCAUCCACAGGGACCUUGCUGCCAGGAACUGCCUUGUAGGGGAGAACCACUUGGUGAAGGUGGCAGACUUUGGCCUGAGCAGGUUAAUGACAGGUGACACCUACACAGCCCAUGCUGGAGCAAAAUUCCCCAUCAAGUGGACUGCACCAGAAAGCCUGGCCUACAACAAGUUCUCCAUCAAAUCCGAUGUCUGGGCCUUUGGUGUUCUGCUGUGGGAAAUUGCAACCUAUGGUAUGUCCCCUUACCCUGGGAUUGACCUGUCUCAAGUCUAUGAGCUGUUGGAGAAGGACUAUCGUAUGGAGCGUCCUGAAGGCUGUCCUGAGAAAGUUUAUGAGCUCAUGAGAGCAUGCUGGCAGUGGAGUCCUUCUGAUAGACCAUCCUUUGCUGAGAUCCAUCAGGCCUUUGAAACGAUGUUUCAGGAAUCCAGCAUAUCUGAUGAGGUGGAGAAGGAGUUGGGAAAGAAGGGCAUGAGGAGUGUAGUGAGCAAUUUCCUGCAAGCCCCAGAGUUGCCAACCAAAACGCGAACAUCGAGGAGAGCUGCCGAAAGCAAAGAUGCCAACGAGGGCUUGGAGACUGCACAUGCUCGAGGCCAGGGGGAGUGUGACCUCCUGGAUCAUGAACCUGCUGUUUCUCCCUUGCUCCCACGGAAGGAGAGGGUGGCCUUGGAGAGCAGUUUGAAUGAAGAUGAGCGGCUGCUUCCAAAAGACAAAAAGCACAACCUCUUCAGUGCCCUGAUCAAGAAGAAGAAGAAAACUGCCCCUACCCCUCCGAAACGGAGCAGCUCCUUCAGGGAGAUGGACGGACACCCGGAGCGCAGGGCGGGCGGGGAGGAGGAGUGCAGGGAUGCUGGCAACGGGGCUUUCAUUGCCCCCCCUGCAGACACAGCUGACCCCUCCAAGUUCCAGAGCCCGAGCAAUGGGGCUGGUGUCACCAACGGGGUUGUGGCUGGCAACUCUGGGUUCUUAUCUCCCCACCUACGGAAGAAGUCCAGCACGAUGAGCAGCAGUCGAGGGGUGGCUGGUGAGGAGGAGAGCACUUCCAACUCCAGCAAGCGUUUCUUGAGGUCCUGCUCAGCCUCCUGCGUGCCCCAUGGAGCCAAGGACACAGAGUGGAAAUCCGUGACUCUGCCUCGGGAUUUGCAGUCCACGGGACGCCAGUUUGAUUCCUCCACUUUCGGGGGGCACAAGAGUGAGAAGCCAGCGCUGCCUCGGAAGCGGGCGAACGAGGGCAAGGGUGACAUUGCUGUCAGGGGAACAGUGACUCCUCCUCCACGGCUGCUUAAGAAGAGUGAAGAGACUGCUGAUGAUGUGUUCAAAGAUGCAGAGUCGAGCCCUGGCUCCAGCCCUCCCACCCUGACGCCAAAACUUGGCCGUAGGCAGCCUGCUGCCCCUCCUUCCUCCAGCGGGCUCCACAAGGAUGAUGGAGUCAAAUCCAGUGCCUUAGGUACCACUGUGAUGAUGGACCAAGGUUCUGCUGCCAAACCCAACCCUGCUGGGUUCGUGGGGGCCAGCAAAGCUUCCUCUGAGGAGCCACGCCUGAGGAGGCUCAAGCAGACCUCGGAGUCGGCAGGGAAGGACAAAGGGAAGUUAUCGAAGCUGAAACCAGCCCCUCCACUCCCACUGUCUUCAUCCUCCAUUGCCAAGCCUGGGAAGGUUUCUCACAGUCCCAGCCAUGAAGCAGCAGCAGAUGUGGUGUCUGGGCCGAAAUCCAAACAGUUGACUCAGGUUGGAGAGGCUGCAGGCAGUGAUGCUGUCAAGCCAAACCAGUCAGGGGAAGGUGUGAAAAAGCUGGGGAUCCCCUCUGUACCAAAGCCACAGUCCUCUACAAAGCUGCUGCUGAGCACAGCAACCCCAGCUGCCUCUUCCUCAUCCCUACCCUCUGCCCCAGGCGGGGACCAGGCAUCAUCCACAGCCUUCAUCCCCCUCAUAUCCACCAGGGUCUCGCUGAGGAAGACCCGGCAGCCCCCAGAGAGGAUUGCCAGUGGCACCAUCACCAAGGGGGUGGUGUUGGAAAGCACCGAGGCUCUACGGCUCGCCAUCAGCAAGAACUCUGAGCAGAUGGCCAGCCACAGCGCCGUCCUGGAGGCUGGCAAGAACCUCUACACCUUCUGCGUGAGCUACGUGGACUCCAUUCAGCAGAUGAGGAACAAAUUUGCCUUUCGGGAGGCCAUCAAUAAGCUGGAGAACAACCUGAGGGAGCUGCAGAUCUGCCCCGCCACCGCUGGCAGCGGCCCCGCGGCCACGCAGGACUUUAGCAAACUGCUCAGCUCUGUGAAAGAAAUCAGCGACAUUGUUCAGAGGUAGCAAGAAACCAGGCUGGGAAACAAACGAGUGAAUCAAUCAAUCACAAUGGGCCAAAGCCAGCUGUGGAGAGAGUAACGUGUGGACUGGUAAAGGAGAGGGGUGUUCGGGUAGGGCUGUGCCAAGGACGCAGACUGUGAACGGACACCCCAGCUCCAAAGGGCAGGGCUGUGUUCAGGAGGCACUUCCCACCCUCUGAACUCAGAUUCCCUGUGUUUCAUAUACUUGUAAUCGUCUUAUCUGUGGAGUUCUUGCCUUGUGGACUACAAGUCUAAAUGCUGAUGUCACACCAUGCCUUUUUAUUAAUAUUUUAUUGUUCUGGACAGACCGUUGAGGCUGAAGCCGGACUGGUGGACACUGAGAUGACCUCCUCCUCAGGAGGACUUUGUACUGCAUUUUUAUCCCCUUCCUCUGCCCUCCUGUACAUGAGGAUGAGUGUUUGGAUAGCAAUACACCCACUGCAUUCCUUGGGAGAGUUUGCCCAGCACAUGGCCCUGGCCCAAGUCUGACAUUUACCUGACACUAAUGCAACAGAUUUGGUGCUCAGGAGGGAAGGGGGGAAAUUAUUAAUGUAAGGUUUUUUUAGUGACAGAAUGCUACAAGUGAUGAUUGCCCAAAUUCUUCCUCUGAUUGCACCUGCUACCCUUAGUUUCUGUGUUUUCAGUAGUUUCUCAGUGUUGUUGAGCCCCAGUGAGUUGCUUGGGCUCACAGGCAGCACCCACUGAUGCCACAGCCCAGGAGCCUGUUUGUGGAUCCCCCUCAGCAGCAGAACAGGUCUGGAGGAGGAAUGUGGCACUCUGGUGAUGUCUGACACCGAUCAGGCUGGUCUUUGGGGUCACAGAGCUUGGGUGGCAGUGGGAAGGGGUGGCUCGGGGUGAGCUCUGAGGCACCACUGUGCCUCCAGCAGCUGCUCUGGCUGAGCCAGCACCCCGCAGUGGGUGAGAGCUGCUGUGUCUCCAGCUGAAUUUCCAGCUGUUUGUUUUGUGAAGGGAGAUGGAGCCUGGCCCCUGCCCUCGUGCAGAGCCUGGGGGGCUGUGGUGCCUCCCUUUUGUGCCCCUGGAACCCCCGGGAGGAGCUCCAGUGCCAGUCCUCUGGGGUUAAAGCAUUCCUGCCUUCCUGCCAGCGUGGUUCCAUCCAGCAUCAAACAAGGAUCUGGGGAGGCUGCAGACAUUUCUCUGGGGUGCUUCUCCCGAGGAAACUGCCACAACAUGCUGGCAGCAAGACUCCUGGCCUUCCUUGCCAAGGUCCCCUGACCUUCCCAAUUAAUGCUGGGAACUAACUGUGACUGGUGACAAUAGUGAAAGAACAAGGUUUAGGGCUAUUAACAGUGCAAUUUAACUCCUCUUAACAGUUCCAAACAUGAGAAAAACACAUUUCCCAUUCUCUGUUCCCCUGUAACUCGUGACCCCUCUUGUGUAUCUUAAACACUAAUUGCCUUCAAUUGUAUUUUAUGCUGUUCUCUUUGGAACUGUUUGUUUUGUAUAUGAUUUCUAGUAGUUCACUCGUGUGUGUUCAUGCCACUCCUCGCCCUCACAAACAGCCAUGACUUAACAUGUGACAAAUGUUCAAAAGAAAAUACACACUUCUACCACAGGCUGCCUUUAAAAAUGUAAGAAAAACCCCAACCCUUGAAUUGUCUCUUUCCUGGAGGUACUGUUUUUACUUUGAUAACAUAUUGUGCCACUAUAUUAUACAUUUGUAUCUUGUUAUUACACACUUUUGUAGACUUGUCUUUUUUACAGUGUGUAAAUAGCUCUGUCCUUCAUCUCUGUGAUACUUAAGGGGGUCGUUUCCCCUUUAAUUUAGUCCAGUACAGAUUGUUUCUGUACAUGACUUUCAAUUCUUCUCUCUUUCUCUAUUUCCAUUUUUUGAUUUGUUUUUUAUUCCAGUCUCUCUUGCGUAGUAUAUUUAAAAAUAAAUCAAUGUUGAGGAAAA